This is a messenger RNA of Gaeumannomyces tritici R3-111a-1, 1776 nucleotides long. RefSeq lists its product as hypothetical. NCBI's taxonomy places the organism in Eukaryota, Fungi, Ascomycota, Sordariomycetes, Magnaporthales, Magnaporthaceae. The record is from RefSeq and is a predicted model, not a curated record. The transcript has a single exon. Bases 1 to 1776 code for a protein of 591 amino acids.
AUGGGCCGCUUGUCGGCACCUGGUGUUUUCAAGUACCUCAUGCAGCUGGCCAUCGGCCUCUUGGUUUUCCUAUUCCUCGGCCAGGCUUGGACCAUGCCUGAAGUUUCGGAUGCCGUGGGCGCGGGCCUGGAGGUACUCCAGCUGCCCCUUAGCGCGAGGCUGGCCGAGGCGGCCAUGGCCAUCCUCUCCGUCGGCCUCGUUACCCUGACCUACACGAUCCUCAUCCAGCGCGGCUCCCUCAUGGCCACGACGAGUCUGUAUCCGCGACGGCCCAUCGAGGCAAACAUUGGCACACUGCUGAACGCGGCCUGGCCCGCGUCGGCCCAAGACCCGGCGAAGGCCGCCUCAGCCUCCCAGGGGGCAAGCGGCCAUGCCAUUAAACUGUUCUACAUCGGCAAGAUGGCCAAAGACGGAGGCAACGGCAGGGUCGCGAAGGGCCGCAUGGAAGCCUCGGCGGCACCGGAAGGCGAGGAGCAGCGACGGGCCCUCUGGCUGACGUCCGGGUCCGCCCUGACAAAGAACGUCGCCCAGCUUCUCGUGUGGGAAUGGAUGUCGCUCUGGCUGGUCGUCCUCAUGCUCAUGGGCACGCUCCUCUUCAACGGCUUCCUCACCGGUAACCUCAACCCGGACAGCUUCCCGCGUCUGACCAUAGUCAUCCUCUUCGUGGCCGCCUACGCGGUGCAUUUCUGCUACGUGUGGAUGGUCUGCCUCCGCUUCUUCCGCAACGUCUUUGGCGGGGCCGCGUGGAGUUUGCUGGAGCGGGCCAACUUCGUCGUGGCUGAGACCAACAAGCUUCCGCGGCACGCGUCCGGCUCGUCCUUUUCCUUCCGCAGCAUCGACAAGGCCAGCGAUUCGUACGUGCCGACAGUCUUUACCGCCACCUUCGGCAGCCCCGACGCUCCUUCCGUCGUCGACCCUAUGCCCUCCCCGCCCGUGCCUCUCAACGAAAAGUUGGGCCAAAUCUCCUCCUCGACCACCCUCCUCCGGAGCCACGACUCCUUCUCUUCCGGCGCCCCAGAGGAGGCCAGCGACCAGACGGAGCUGCGCGCCGCCCUGGGCACCAUCGCCGACACGCAGAGGGCGGAGCGGGCGACGGCGACGGCGGCGUCGACGCUAGCGCUCGACCGCGUCAUCGCCAACACGAUGCUCGUCAUGGGCGUGACGCUGUCGUCGGGCUUCGCCGCCUGGACAUCGGCGCAAAUGACCGAGAACAGCCCCAACAACACGGCGACGACGCAGAUCGGCAGCCUGGCGCUGCUGGCGUCGCUGGCGCUCGGCACGGCCGCCAUGUUCACCUCGGCCAUGCACCUCGAGAUCAUGGGCACCGCCUUCCGCAACAUCCUGUCGCUCAAGGAGGUCAAGAUCAACGGCCUGGCUCUCGACCACUACCGUAAGCGCCGCAGCGGCGUCGUCGACGUCCCCGGCGGCGGCGGCGGCGGGCAGAACGCGUCCCUCGCCUUCACGCAGGGGACCGUGGGGUUGGCCGAGGUGGAGCUCCGCGACAUCUUCCGGACAAACACGCAGUCCCAAGGGCUGGGCGGCCUGCUCGGGCUGGCCAUCUUCGGCCCGGCCUACGCGCUGCUGCCCAAGGUGGGCGACCACCAGCGCAAGUCGCACCAGAUGGACUUUGACUUCUUGGCGACGGUCGGGACGGGUCAUGUGCUGCUCACGACGCGGCCCACGGACUCGCAUGCGAGAACCCCAGACGGCCUCAACGUGGAGGCGAUCAACGUCUGCCAUGCUCCUGCAAAGAGGUAUGGGACACAGCCUUGCUAG